AUCCCCACUGUGGCACUGUGGCACUAUCACUAGUCACUAGGGGGUGUGAGCAUCCACUGGGCUAAUCACCGUUACAAUAGCAACUCAUCGAGUCGACAAAGUUUCAUACACUUGACGUGUUUACCUCCGUCUUCCAAACGCAUUAAUUUUGUUUCUGGCAAACACACGCAGGGAAAGAGGAAAACAUAUAGUUUCCUCGUAGAAAACAUGUAGUCAGUUAUUGCGAAAGACGAAUCAAGCUUCGGAAACUGAUUGAACUUUGUCAGAACAGUAAAGUGCUUUACUGGUAGUUUGGCGUGGGAGGUGAGGAGGCUGAAGGCGACCAGGUCAAGGGAAGCUUGGAACAGACAACAAUAUGAUCAAGGAUAGGCUGGAGUCGCUCAAGGCGGCACAGGCCCGGGACAAUGGCGAGACGCUGGUGGCUGGCCAGGUCAACCUUGAAAUGGAAAAACAGGAUCUUGGUGACAUGGAGGACUUCUUCAAGCAGGUGGAGGAGAUCCGUGGGAUGAUUGACAGGGUCAACAGCCAAGUGGAGGUUGUCAAGAAACAUCACUGCGAGAUCCUCUCAUCCUCUCAACCAGAUGAAAAUGUGAAACAAGCGCUGGACGACCUCAUGGCUGAUGUUAAAGAUACUAGCGCCAAAAUAAGAAACAAACUCAAAGCGUUGGAGCCGACGCCGGAGGAGGCCAGCAAGGACGCUAGUGCCCGCAUGAAGAGUACUCAACAUUCAACCCUCACUAGGCUCUUCGUGAACGCCAUGACGGAAUACAACACGAUACAGACCAACUACCGCGAUCGCUGCAAGGCCAGGAUACAGAGGCAGCUCAAAAUUACCGGCCGCGACACCACAGACGAGGAGCUGGAGCAGAUGCUGGAGACUGGCAAUGUUGAGAUCUUCACCCAGGGGAUUAUAAUGGAGACUCAGCAAGCGAGACAGAGUUUGGCAGACAUCGAGGCCAGACACGACGACAUCAUCAAGCUGGAGACUUCAAUCAGAGAGCUACACAACCUCUUCAUGGACAUGGCGGUCUUAGUUGAGACGCAGGGGCUCAUGGUCGACAGUAUUGAAAAACAUGUCCUCAGCGCUGUUAAGUAUGUAGAAGAAGCAAAGAUAAAUAUAAAGAAAGCUAAGAAAGUUCAAAGUAAAGUGCGGAAGAAGAAAAUCCUGAUCAUCAUAUGUGUUAUAGUUCUGCUGCUGUUGCUUGCCCUGAUACUGGGAAUAACCUUAUCAUAGCACCAUAAUUAGAGUAGAGGCUGAUGGGCAUGUACACCACGGUAAGGUAAUGUAAUUGUUAAAAGAAAGUACGAAGCCAGCAUGACUAUAUAGCACUUGGAAGGGAUACUAAGACAGGAUGGGAGGAAGAAAUAAAGGAACGGUGCCUAACAUUGAGCGCCGAUCAGCAAGAAGCAAGAUAGUUGCUCUGCCGUCCAAGUGGAUGGACGGGUUUUUUCUCCCAACGUUUUGGCUUGAUUGUUACUACCUAGGAGGUCCGGGCAUGUGUGCCAAACGUCGAGUUAGGAGUGUUUGUGAGGUAAUGUGUGUGGGACCCUCAAGGCGUCUCUCUAGUUAUACUUGCCGCAAACAAAAUAUUUUAAUUCCAAUUAACUUUUGUAAUAAAUAACUUUUAUGCUUAAUUAUUAAAUAAUUUUUAUUUCUCUUUUUUUGUGCAGCACUAUAGAACGGUUUAAUUUUAAUCAAAUUUGAGAAAAUGUUUCUUCUUAAUUUUCUAAAAAUAAGAGUAAAGUUACUUUUUAUUUUAAUACAACUCAAAUCCAUUUUAAUUUAUAAUUGCCCCAAUGAUUGUAACCUAUUCUGAUGUUAUUUCAAUUAUUGACAUUCCUGAAGUCAUAUUUCAGUGUGAUAAAGACUAUUAUUACACUGCAAUGUAAAAUACACCUUCAACAUGAAAAGAGUGAAGAGUGAGAUAAUGAAGCUUGUUUAUAUAUGAAGAAUUAAAAUCUAUUUACAUCUCUGUUAUUAUUUAUAUACUGUAUUUUGUAAUAUAUUUAUCACCUAUUUAAAAAACAAUUAGAAAAUUGUCUAUUCUCAAAUUUUCAUUGAAACAUUGUUAUUCUAAACUUGACAUUAUGUUUGUGUGACGUUGUCAUAAUAAUCUUAUGAAUCCCAGUUUGUCAGUCCCCUGUACACAGGCUCUCAGGGAACACAAGACUGUACUUGACGAUAAUUACACUAGAUACCAUUUGCAGAAAUGAAGCUAUGCUAAUAUUAACCUAUUUAUAUUUGUUAUGAGUGGCACGCUGGUGGUAUCCCAGCUUGCCCAUAAUCUUUGUCAAAUUACAUCUUGAAGCUCCUAAUGAUUUGGACAUUCACUGCUCUCUCAUUUAAACUGUUCCAUUAGUUUAAAACUGAGUAUAAUAGCAUUCUUGUUUAUUCAGUAAUGGCCGAUACUGUUUCAUAAGAUCUUUCGUUAUAAGUAUAUAUUCAAGCUAUUUUUGAUAGCUGGUAUCACAAAAAUUAUAUAUUUCUCUGGUCCAGACAAGUGAAAUUGAUCUAUUUCGCAAAUAGUAGAUAUAAAAAAAAAUUGUCAGAACUAAUACCUAAUGUCAUUAGGCAGAAUUUUGCUAACAUUGUAUAUAAUAAUUAAGUUCAGGUAAUACAAUACAAGGUGGUUAAAUGAGAUGAAUUUAAAUUUAUAAAUUUAUACAUAUGCUUUAUGUGGUUUUAUAUGAUCACGUAUAUUCUUUUAUGAUUUUAUAUGAUUUUUAUUACCUUGUGAAGUCUUAUAUUGACUUAUGAGUUAUGAUUUUAUAUAGUCAUUUGUGUUCUUAUAUAUAGAGCCUGUGGAGGAUCUUAUAUAUUCUUUUGUCUCAUCAACAUAAAAUCUGUAAAAUAUAUAAAUACUUUACUAAAAAUAUUACAGAAAUGUAAAUAAUUUACAUUCAGAAGCUAAACUAUACUAAUGAUCUGAACCGACUUCGACAAUUUUGUAUAUAAAUGUGAGAUUAUUAGCUGAGUACCAGUUUACACUCAUAAAUAUUUCCGGCAGUUAGGGGAGCUGUGAUGUAAAGUUUGUAGAUAUUAACUACGAUAUAAAUGACUAGCAAUAGUUUUUUGGUGAGAACACGAGAAUUGAGGAAAUUGCGGAAAGCCUAUUGGCCCAUACAAGAAAGCCUAUUGGCCCAUACAAGAAAGCCUAUUGGCCCAUACGAGUGAUUUCCUAUAAUACUUGUGUUGAGGACUAGCUUUAAAGACAUGUCAACAGCAGGAGGGUUAUUAGGGCACAACAAAGAGCUCAUAAACCAACCAGAAAGUAUAUUUUACUUCUGAACAUAGUCCAGGACUAAAGUACACUCAGGGAUGUAAUUGUUAAUGUAAUAAUUUUUGCUGAGGUCUGAUUAAGACCAUUUGUGCCGUCUGUAAUCCUUUUUGCGCUACCGCUCAAAAUAUAUGUACAGAUGAUUGUACUCAGAGUUUUACUGUAGGUUUGGAUAAUAUUUAUUGACAUUCCUGAAGUAUAUAUCACAUCAUGAAGCCCUUACAAAUUUACUUUAGUGAUGACGUUGGCAAAUUAGUGUCGCCUUUAGAAAGAAAAUUAUGCAAAAGAAUGUCAUCAAUUUAUUGAGGGCCAUAUUUUUGUAAAAUACGUGCAAUAUAUUUUGCGUAUACCAGAGUAUACUGAUCCUGUCAGUAUUUCACUACAUUUUUAUUCUUGUGCCAAUAAUGUUAUCAGACAGAUUGUAAUGUUGCGGGAUUCUUAAUGAUGACCAAUGAACAAGUGUAUGAUGUCUUAUUCCGAAAUAUAGUACCUAAAGUAGAGGAGAUAAACCCACUUUUUUAACUAGCAAUUAAUAUGGGUAAACCUGCCUGUCAAAUUUAUAGCUUCUAAACAGCGUAAACUAUUGUAUAGAUUUAGUCAAUAGACCCUCCAUACAAAUGAUAGGCUGAUGUUGAAUAUGCAUGUAACGAAAUUGAGAAUAAUAUGCAUAUAUUUUAGUUUUGUGAAUAAAACGUUGCACUUGUAAUUUAGAUUAAAGACACUAUUGCAGCAUUAUGCAGAACAGACAUUAUAGUGGAUUUAAUGAGUUUUUAGUGUUUAAUAUUGACAUAAAAUGCAAGAAAAUUAAAAAUACAUUGCUACUUUCUGAUUAUCUUUUGUGUCGAUAUGAAAGCGUUAGGAUUAUUCAGUAGACAAAAUACUGAAGUUUUGAAGGAUAGGAUAAAGUAUUAUAUUUGAGUUUACAGUAUUGAUCUCAUAUAUGAAGAAUUGUAAAAAAGAAAAUUAUAUAAACUACAGUAUAUGUAAUGUAGCGUUUCCUUUGUAAAAUAAGGUAUAUAUAAUAUUGUACUGUAUACAAUUCAAUAAAGAAGAAAAAAAAAUGCAUUUUUCUUAAAAAAAUAAAUGAAUGAAUCAUGUCUCGAAAA
Molecule: messenger RNA, 4384 nt
Organism: Procambarus clarkii (red swamp crayfish)
Lineage: Eukaryota; Metazoa; Arthropoda; Malacostraca; Decapoda; Cambaridae
Product: syntaxin-1A
Biological process (GO): exocytosis; intracellular protein transport; synaptic vesicle fusion to presynaptic active zone membrane
Cellular component (GO): synaptic vesicle; SNARE complex; plasma membrane
Molecular function (GO): SNARE binding; SNAP receptor activity
Source: RefSeq, a predicted model, not a curated record